Saccharomycopsis crataegensis is the source of this 2115-nucleotide messenger RNA. RefSeq names its product transcription factor TFIIIB subunit BDP1 (gene BDP1). The transcript has a single exon. Gene Ontology annotation, biological process: RNA polymerase III preinitiation complex assembly. Gene Ontology annotation, molecular function: TFIIIC-class transcription factor complex binding. Bases 1 to 2115 code for a protein of 704 amino acids. NCBI's taxonomy places the organism in Eukaryota, Fungi, Ascomycota, Saccharomycetes, Ascoideales, Saccharomycopsidaceae. Gene Ontology annotation, cellular component: transcription factor TFIIIB complex. The record is from RefSeq and is a predicted model, not a curated record.
AUGAGUUUCGUCAGCAAGUCCCGGACAAAAUUCGCUCCCAAAAUUAAAAGAAGAACUCCAGCUGGUGGUGCUGGCCCAAAUUCUCAGCCCACAAAAGCCCUGCUGGUGGUGUCUUCCACAAGUUCCAUCUCUCCUGAACCUAGCAGUGCUUCUGAAGCCUCAUUGACUCCUGGUCCAAUCAAUAAUAAACCUACCACGGCUGCGGGUUCAAAGACCACCGCCGAAUCACAACCCACCCCGGCCACCAAGAGGAAAUCGAGAAAUCAUGUCAUUAAGGCCCCCGACUCCACCGAAGUGCUAAAACUCAUGUCAUCGCUGUCGCGACGAUCAUCAGUAUCUACUGGUGGGCCAAUGAAACCCGGAAGUAGCACCAUUAAUGAAUCCUCGGGGAGAAACCGCAGAUUAUCGUCGAUUUCCCGAUUCGAUAAGACUGCAGGGUUCGUGAAACCUCAACCCCCGGCAGAGAAACGUAAGAAGAAAAGAUCAUUGAAGGGUUCGCUUGCUAAAAACCUUCAAGACCCAGCAAAGAAAAGAAAAAGAUCAAUGGCGUCGACUACUGAAGUGUCAGCUAGUGGUACUAGACCUUUGAGUAGUAUUCUACAAGAUUUCAAGGAAGAUUCGGUAGAACCAACCCAAGCCGAUGAUACCCCAUCCCCAGGGUUAUUUGGUGAGGAAGAUGAAGAAGAAGAAGAAGAAGAAGAUGAUGAUGAUGAUGAUGAUGAUGAUGAUAAUGAUGGUUCUGGGUUGACGGAAUUUGAAAGACAUGAACGGAGACAAUAUGUGAAAUUCAUGAGUUUUGUCAAGAGUAAUCCUUGGAGAAGAUUACCAUCGAAGAAUAAUGAGAUUGCUAAAUUAAUGAAAAAGGCAGGCACUAAUGUACCAUUCAGUGGUGGUGUUGGUGGUGUUGGUGCUGCUGGCCUGAUUAAUGGAGUUGGUAAAACUAUUAAUGAUAAUGAUAAUAAUAAUAAUAAGAAUAAGAAUAAUAAUAAUAAUAAUAAUAAUGAAGAAGAAGAAGAAGACGAAGAUGAUGACGAUGGCCAAGAUGUCAAGCUUGUUAUUGACCCGAUCUCGAAAAGAAUCAAAGCGCUUCCUCUAUUAGAUUACGAAAAAUUCAAAAAAUAUUUCGAUAAAGAAUUCAAAAUUACUGAUGUCAAACAAAUCCCAAAAGGUACUGCGGGGCUUGGACAAGAGUUUUUCGCGGAUUUCGUGUUGGACGAAGAUAAUUUCACCAUUGCUGAUUUGUGUAAUUUUGAUUUACCAAUCGGGGAAGUUUCUACUGAUUUCAAAUUGGCCAGAGAUGCUUCUGUGAAACGUAAAGCCGCGGCUAGAAAACGGCGAGCUUUACGCCAACAUGCCAGAAUGGCGGGGAUUCCUUUAGAAGAAUUGCUUAGAAACGACGAGACCCCUGAACAACGAGAAAACCGUCGUCGUGAAGAGGUUGAUAAACUUUUUGAAGCGAAACCCGAACCUCGACAAGCCAUUCAAUUGAACUUUGCCGAUGGGAAAAUUAGCAUCGAUGAAAGCUCGCAAUUUUUGGACUCGCGGAAAAACCUCAAUAACGAUGGGAAAGUCCGGGAAGUCGAGAAUGAAAACCCGUUUGAAAACCCUAUUCAUUGCAAAUCGUUCACGAAAAAUGUGUACGCUGAUCGUUGGACGUUUGAUGAAACCAUCAAGUUCUAUCGGGCACUAAGCACUUGGGGAACCGAUUUCGGGAUCAUCACCAAUUUGUUUCCUCAUAGAAAUAGAAGACAAAUCAAGAUGAAGUUCACGUUGGAAGAAAAGAAGAAUUUAUUUUUGGUGGAAUUGGCAUUGAAAAAGAAGUUGCCGGCUGAUUUCGACGAGUAUGUCGAUUCCAUCAAUGAGAAGCGGAUCGAUUCUGAAAAGAAGAAGUUCAAAUCGCUUGAAGAUUUCAAUCGGGAAUUGGAAAAGGAGAAGGACAGGCAUGAACAAGGCAUGAAGAUGCUUCUUGAAGAGAAGGAAAAGGCGAGAAAAGAGGACGUUGAGGAACGAGGCCGGAAAGAAGAGGUUCGUAAAAAUGAAAAGAAAUUGUCUUCCAAACAGCAAAGACUUCAAAUGUUGAGAGCCCAAGAAGAGGUGAUUGGGGAGAUUAGCUGA